Molecule: messenger RNA, 3174 nt
Organism: Trichoderma aggressivum f. europaeum
Lineage: Eukaryota; Fungi; Ascomycota; Sordariomycetes; Hypocreales; Hypocreaceae
Exons: 5
Coding region: 1-3174 (1057 amino acids)
Molecular function (GO): DNA-binding transcription factor activity
Source: RefSeq, a predicted model, not a curated record
AUGGAUGCGCUCAGGCUGGGCUGGGCUGGGCUGGGCUGGACCCGUGCCAGUGCCAGUGCCAGUGCCAGUACCGCCUCGCCGCCAGCCCAGAGCCUUGAACCACAACCUGACCUCCCCUCCCCCCCCCAAAACACCCAGCCUUACCCUCUUCUCGCUCCUUUGCUGUCUCACCUUCAUUCUCUCAAACUGCUUCUCCCAGCCGGCCGUCGUUUUGCUCCUGUUCCUGCUCCUGCUCCUGCUCCUGCUUCCUCACUCCCAGCCUCGAAUCCGCCCCAAUUGCCGCGUGCCGCUUCUCUCUCGCCGCCUCCGACGCUCUGCUCUGCUCUGCUCUGCUCUGCACGUCCUCGCUGCAUCAAUUCCGGCGUCUGGUUCGAAAAGCUGCCGACUGCUCCGCCUGGCCUCGCCCAGCCUCAGUCGAUCCGUGCCUCUCCAAAAGAAAGAAGAAGAAAAAACCUGCUACCACAACAGCCGUCUCGCCUCGUCUCGCCUCGUCUCUCGCCGUCCCACGUCGCCUUUCCUCUUCUCUUCUUCUUCUUGUCGCCGCCGAGCCCGUCGAUGGAACCGUCCAGUAAAAAGCGGAAGCUGGCUCCCAAGGUCAACACCUCUGUGGCUCCCAACCCUCAGCCUGCUGCGCAGUAUUCCCACGAAACGAUCGUCGCCCAUUUCCAGCCGCCACAGCAACAGCCUUACCCCGUACACGAUGCCCCGGUUGCCGAACGACAAGACUUCGAGGCCUUUGCGCGUCAUCUGCAGGAUGCGGCCAUGCUGAUACAGCGCCAGACGGAGCGCCCGCCUCACAGCGACGUCUCCGUCCUGCUGCUGAGCUGGGAAGAGGAUCGUACAGUGGACGAGGACGUUGCCGCGGUAGAGCAGGUCAUGCAGAAGCAGUACGGCUUCACCACGCAGCGCUGGCAGAUCCCCACCGUCCCAAACCCAAGCAUCAAGCUCGGCGUCCAAAUGGCGUCCUUUCUCGAAAACGCAAGGCCCAACCACCUCCUCAUUAUAUACUACGCUGGCCACGGAUAUGCCGGUCCCGAUGGCCAGCUGUAUUGGGCCUGCAAUGCGCGCGAGGAUGCUGCCAAACUCAAAUGGGAUGGUGUGCGGUGCUUGUUCGAAGAUGCCCAGUCCGACAUUCUCCUGCUUCUCGAUACAUGUGCCGACCCCGAACCCGCAGCUGCGGGUAGCCACGGUGUGAAGCAGGCCAUUGCGGCAUGCUCCCGAGAGCACAAGCUCCGACAGGAACCUGGCCAGCGCUCAUUCAGCUCCUUUCUGGUGGAAGCGCUUCGCAAGCUGAGCGCGGGACAGCAGCCUUUCAACGUCCAGCGGCUUUACGACGAGACCCGUGCCCUGAAGCAGCAGCAGCGUGUCAAGAGCCCAACUCCCGCAAGUAGCGCAACGGCUUCCGCCUCGCCCGUCAUGCCCAUAUUCUUCACCCUGACUCCCGGCAAGGGGCAAAACUUGAUGCUGGCGUCCAUGGUCGGCAGGACGCCCCUGCCUCCCCUGAAUGGCGUAGAUGCGCCGGAUGGGCAGAGUAGUCGCGCACGUGAAGACCAUCUCAUCGACCCGGAUUCCGUAGCUGACAUCAGAUUCGAAGAGCCCCGGAUAUUGGUCUGCACAACAUUUGUCGGGGAUGCGAGCCCGGACAUGUCUUACUUUCACCAGUGGCUACAGAACAAGCCGACCCUGGGCGCCACCAUCGCCGUCGAGGGCAUGUUCCUUGGCCCGCCCACAAUGCUUCUCAUCUCCAUGCCCCACUCCAUAUGGAAUGUCGUCCAGCACGAUAAGGUCUGCUGCUUCUUGGGCUACAUUAGCUCUCACAACAUGAUUCAUCUGUAUGAAAAGCUGGUUGGGCCUGCCGGUAUCCGCCCCUCUGCCAAAGAAGUAGAGGACGGCCGUAUCCUGCUGGAAGCCAGGGAGCUGGCGGCGGGAACGCCUUCGCGGGCUCGGCGGGAUCCCGAUCCGUAUCUGCACGCGGCAGCUCGAGACGGCCUCGAGUACAGGUCGCAAAGUAGUCCGUCCGGAGCGACCUACACUCCAGCGCCCCCUCGAGCCAUCGCUCCCAUCAAGCCAAAGGACGAGGUGGAAGAUUCCGCAGAGAUGCAAGAAGCCGCAGAGCAGCUCAAGGCCCUCAGUCAUGUUCGACCUAGAAGUGAUGAUGGCCCUCCGGCUGCCCCCGUUCCAGCUCCCCCAGCUGCUGCUGCUGCCGCUGCCGCUGCCGCUGCGCCUCCCCCCGUGCGGCACCGAACAACGCUUCCGGAUGGCAUUCCUGAGUCGAGGCAUAUUGAGCCAAACAUUCCACGCGACGUCAAUGAUUCUGGGGUUGGCGAUGCCAUGGCACUAGACUCGACCCCAUUGCGUAUGAAGGCACCGCGACGGUCCCUCCCCAAGCAGGAGACUAGAUGUGAUCACUGUACUCAUGCGCCUUUCAAAGAUUCUUCGUCUCUUCGGAAGCACAUUGCGGCAGCCCAUACCCGGCCUUUUCCCUGCGCCUUUUCCUUUGCCGGCUGCGCCAGCACCUUUGGGUCCAAGAAUGAAUGGAAGCGCCACAUCGCUUCCCAGCACCUCUGCUUGACGUACUACUGCUGUUCGGCUUGCCCGCAGAGCUCGCAAGAAGGCAAGGGCAAUGAAUUCAACCGAAAGGAUCUCUUCACUCAGCAUCUCCGCCGAAUGCACGCCCCGUUCCAGAUCAAGAGGACCAUUGCCAAAGGCGACAGCAAGCUGCAGGCCGAAUGGGAUGCGCACGUCAAAGACAUGCAGCAGUCCUGCCUAGUUACCAGGCGGCAUCCUCCACAGAAGUCGGCCUGUCCCCGGAAAGAGUGCAACGCCCUUUUCGAGGGGCCCACGUCUUGGGACGAGUGGACAGAGCACGUUGGGCGGCACAUGGAGAAGGGCGAGGGCCAGCGGCUGGGCAUCGACAAGCUGCUGGCGGAGUGGGCUCUUGACGAGGGCAUCAUCGAGCUGAAGGGCGAUGGCGAGUAUCGUUUGUGCGCCACAAACGGCGUCCUCGCCGGUGGCAGCAACGGCAGCGUGAAUAAUGGCGUUGCUGGUUCUUCUCAGCCAGCUCUGGAGCACAAGGAGUCCAAUGCCUCUCUGGCGGAAAAUGCGUCUUCGGCGGAUGAGACCCAAGCCGUGGAAGUCAAGUCGACGGACGACAUGGAAAUGGCAGAAGGAUGA